CUAGAGGCUAAUAUAAAAGCUUACUUAGCUACUCUUCUUCUUCACUACCGCCUCUUCUUCGAUACGGUAUUUCCCUCUUUAAUUUCAAGUGAGUGGCAGCAUAUUCUCCAAAAAUAAUGGUGACAUAUUCGAUUUUAGCGUUGCUCGAUUGGGACGGAGGAGUAAUAGAUGGAUCUUUGUGUUUUUUUCGUAUGUGAGGCAUUGGAAAAAUAUAUCGGGUAUGCGCACAAGGAGGUUGGUAGUAUCUCUUUAGAAAUAUUAUUUAUACUGUGGGCAAUGUUGGCCUGCCGGAGGAUCAACAAUGGUUAUUUUAUGAUCAAACAUUUGGAGAGGCAUGCCGUAAACUUUGUUGUGGAGGAGUGAUCACUGCCUUGGUCCCUACUACUAUCAGAUUACGAUUACUACUAUCAGAUCAGUGACAAGACUAGGAUCUUGGGGAGUAGGGCGAUAGACGCCUAUUACUAUCAGAUCAGUGUUGAGGAGCGGGUCCCAGAUUUGUACAGUAGGGCGAUAGACUGGGAAAUGCUAAAGAAGGCCACCAUGGUUAUGGUGGAUAGUCGGGGUGUUGGGGGUGUUGGGUACUUCAUCUUAGACAAAAGGACAUUCUUUAGCUUUCCCACAUCUCAACUCAUGGUGGACUUACCAAGAGAACUGGAAGAUGAACUCACCAGCCAAGGGUUUCUUGUUCAAAAUCCAAUGUAUGUGGCCCCAAACUACCUCCCGAGGCCCGAGAUCCCCGAUGAGCCUCUACAUCCCGCGGCCCGAGAUCCCAAUGAGCCUCUACACAUCCAGGAUGCCGCACCGGAUAUGGAAGACGAGGAUGAGAGGAGGCCACUGAGCAUGAGGAGAGCGAGAGCAGCCGGCCUAAGAGGAAACGUCCAGUUGGCCGACCUUUUAGGGAGGGAUCAGAAGCCGUUAGCUUGGGCAGUGGGAACAUAUGCAAAAAUGGCGUGAGGAUAAUCAGCUAUGGAGGGCCCAGCAGGAGUCCCGAUUAGAGUAUUGUGGGACGCAGAUACAGCACCUGCAAGCUCAAGGCGAUGCUAGAUGGGCAGAGGAGCAGGCACCCACCACCGUACUAGAGUUGCACAUUCCUCAGCUUGCAGGUUCUGGAGACCUUAGAUUGGGCAGAAUUUUUUUGAGAAAGUGGAGACGAACUCUAGUCCCCUAUAAGCUACCAAAUGUCGUUACUUCUGUUUCCACAUGUGAAUCAGAUGGUAUUGUUGGAUGUAGUCUGGAAUCCCUCGGUUGAAGGGCAUGCGAUAUCUUAUCCGUUGAAUGGUAGAUCGGAACGCCAUUGGUAUAGGCGGCAUUGGAAAAGGCCACAACAACGCCCAACUAAAGGCUUGGGGGUGCUUAUUAGUGACACAAUACACCAUGGAAAUCGGUUCCAAGCCUCAAAGUUGGCUGUGUGGGUCCUAAGAAAAGGGCUGUCUCUGCUCAAACGCGUUACACUUGAGAUUAAGCUCAAGUUUAUUUAUUUAUUUAUAAGUUAUAAAAGUUGGGACUCUAUAAUAAAGUGGAGGAUUAGUAGUGUGUGUUAGUUAUAGGCUUAUAGCAAUGAAUAAUUAUAAAGUGAAUUUUAGCCGGUCAAGGGUU
Salvia splendens (bonfire salvia) is the source of this 1596-nucleotide messenger RNA. RefSeq lists its product as uncharacterized. NCBI's taxonomy places the organism in Eukaryota, Viridiplantae, Streptophyta, Magnoliopsida, Lamiales, Lamiaceae. The record is from RefSeq and is a predicted model, not a curated record. The coding region runs from base 938 to 1249 and encodes 103 amino acids. The transcript has 4 exons.